CAAGCAGACGACUGAGCUGGUGAAACAGUUCGAGUUCGCACGCUUGUGACGCUUCGCAGUUCCGUUUUCGAUUUUCAUCCGUUCAGUCAUAUCCGAUAGCUGUCUACACUUUUUCUUUACUUUGUUCAACGAUUUGGAAAUCACAAUGAAUCCCUGGGUGGAGAUAUUUGGAGCUGUAACAUCUCAAGAAAACGAAAAACUCCUGCCUGAAAACAUUACUCUGACUGAAAAUGCCUCAUUUACUCACAGCUCUACGACAAGUGCCUGUCUUGAUUUUUUCUUUGAAGUAAUGCAAAGAAGUCAGAGUGCUCAAAUUCUAGAGACUCUGAAGAAGUCUUGGGAUGAAGACCCACUUAUUUCACUGAAGUUGAUUUUUCAGCUAAGGGAUAUCCGUUCAGGAAAAGGGGCAGUCAUUGAAUUUCAUCACUGUCUCAUUUGGCUUUUUCACAACCAUCCUCAAACAUUGCUCUAUAAUCUCGAACAUAUCCCCAAACAUGGCUACUGGAAAGAUCUCUCUUGGUUUGUGCAAUUUCUGUUGGAGGGGCAUACUUCCAUGACCAAGGAACGUCAGAAACCCAUUAGCACUGAAGAAACAAGAAUUGAGCAAGCAAAUGUUAAUUAUUCGCUGGAAGAAAUUAUCAGAAAACGGGUGGAUGGCGUGGUUGAGAAAAUCACAUGGAAACGCUAUCUGAAACAAUUGCCUAAUGAUGAAUCAAGGAAAAGUGCUAAGCUAAAGUUCACGGAACUGUCUAAAGCCAUCCAUCUAGCAAGAAGCAGAGAAGCCAAGAUGAAAAAGAAAUCGGUUAAAGCUCUCUCAGCGGUCAAACUUUUGAACUUCAAGACCCUCCAUCAACAUUUCCCUGCUGUUUACAACAAGAUUGUGAACCUAUUUGCAUCUACUCUGAAACAUGACAAAGAGGCUCUCGAAAAGGACAAAUGUCUGCCAAAGACUGCUUUAGCGGGAAAAUGGGCUCCCGCUAUUGGAGGUUCCAUCGAUUCUGUUACUUCACUUGGAAAAAACAUCGCUCGUGCAUUAUAUUCCAUGGCACACCAACGUGAUGCAAACGAAACUGAUUCAGAUUACGACACGAAAGCCUACAUUUACUACCGCAAAGAAUUCCUGACGCCAUUGAGAACUUCAAUCAACGUCCCCGAGCAAACAAUGUCAAAAAAGAAAUGGGGUGAACUCGACUAUCAAAGAGUUCCAUCAAUCUGCAUGAAAAGAAAUAAGGAGCACUUUUUGAAGAACGAUGCCGAGCGAUUCAACCAAUAUCUCGAAGAUGUCAAGUCUGGAAAAAAGAGUAUUGCAUCUGGAGCUCUACUUCCCCACGAAAUCGUUAAACAGUUCAUGGAGUUACCUUCACUGCCCGAAGAAAUUAUGACAGUAGGAGAACUUCAGUGGAAAAGUUACGUCGAGAAUUUGAAAAAAUCUGGUUUGUUUCAAAGCUGUUUAUCUGUCUGCGAUGUUUCCGGAUCUAUGAGUGGAACCCCAAUGGAAGCCGCUAUAGCGCUGUCUCUUCUUACAGCCGAGCUAUCGAAGCCUCCAUUCAACAGUCACAUCUGCAGUUUUUCGUCUAAACCUUUCCUUCAGAAGAUAGAUCAGCCCACUCUCGCAGAAAAAGUUGCGUCAGUCAUGAAAAUGGAUGUGGGAAUGAGCACCAACGUACAGGCAGUUUUCGACCUCAUUCUAAAAUUGGCAAUCAGCGUUAAACUUGCACCUUCAGAAAUGGUGAAAACACUGUUCAUCUUCUCGGAUAUGGAAUUUGACCAAUGUGGAGGAAGAAAAUACGAGACUGACUACCAGUUGAUCAAGAGAAAAUUUGAGCAAGCCGGUUAUCCGCUUCCAUCCAUUGUAUUCUGGAACCUUCGAGGAGAUGGCAAGCGUUCAAAGCCAGUUACAAAAGACGAAAAGAACGUCGCUCUCGUCUCUGGUUUCUCUGGACAAAUGCUGAAAACGUUUCUGGAAAGCGGAAAGAUCGAUUCACCUUAUUUAGCUAUGCUUAAAUCACUUGGAACCACUUACGAUCAUUUGAAAGUGAUUGACUAAUGCAAACGUUCACUCUGUUUUUGAUGCAAGAAAUGACUUUUAAAGCCAUACUCUUCUUCUUAAAUUGAGAUUACCCUUUCAAAAUUGUUCUUAAUGUUAUGUUCUGCGUUUGAUGUGGAAGUUACGAGUUUUUAGUCCUUUCUAAUUUCCAACUUCCCUAAUCUCCAACUUCUCCUAAUCUAGUAGCGUCAAGUCAACAAUGGAUUCUUCAUCUGAUCCUGAUGGUUGAUGCCAUUUCGUUUGAUUUCAAUGCUGUUUAACUCUUUAAGUCUUGUCAUUGCCUCUUGUCUUGUGACAUUGCGCAAAUAAAUUCUUCUUAAAUUCAGA
This is a messenger RNA of Daphnia pulex (common water flea), 2374 nucleotides long. RefSeq lists its product as uncharacterized. NCBI's taxonomy places the organism in Eukaryota, Metazoa, Arthropoda, Branchiopoda, Diplostraca, Daphniidae. The record is from RefSeq and is a predicted model, not a curated record. The transcript has 4 exons. Bases 146 to 2047 code for a protein of 633 amino acids.